AUGGCCGACUUGGCUGAUGACAUGUCGUUCGACAUCACCGCUGCGCUCGAUCAAGUCCAGAGCCGAGUCCAAGCGCGCGACGACGACGACGACCGUUCCGCAGGCGCUGCGGUUCACUCUGGCGACGCCGGCGCGUUGAGCCACGUCACGAACGCGCAGUUGCCCCAGCUCGACAGCGGGAUCCGUGGCGCAUCGGAACCAGACCACGCUGCAGCAGCGUAUUCCGAGCAGCCAGAUCACCACCAGGACGGCCAGGAAGACGCGGACGAACCUGCCUCCCCACCUGACGAGGGCGAUCUCUCAAGCCCGAGCUGGGCCCAAGAACGCUCCCAGAAUCUGACCGGCCACCGCGUCGACGAGGAGGGAGGAGAUGAACUCAGGGGCAUUACUCUUGCCGCGGAAAGUCACGGCAAGACUGUCCCACACCAUGACAACGACGGCGACGACGAUAUGACGUUCCAAACAAUCCGCCUCGACCAGUACACGCUCGCGUCGCCAACACCAGCCGCGGACGGUCCUUCCGAGAUCCCUUCCGUCUCAGGCGCAAGAUUAACCACGUCUCCCCCGCUUGCCCCGCUCCCAGCACCCCCAUCCGCCACGCCAUCACCGACACUGAGCGCAAGUGCAGACUCUUCGUUUGCACCCGAAACGACCACAACAGCUGCCACCUCAAAGCAGGAUCUUGACGACGACGAAGAAGAGGAAGAGGUUCAAGACGAAACCAACGCCGAGUCACAGGCAGAGGCCGAGAGGAGGAACGACUCGUCAAAGGCUCUCUCCACGCCCGCCGAUGGAGAUGCCACUCCCGUCGAUGCAGAUGGUACUCCAUCCGAUUUGGUAGCCAAAAGGAAAGCAUCUCUUUCUGGUCGGCCUGUCGCGGUCACCUUCGAUGGCCAACCAGCGGAUACUUCAACCCUGCCCGUUGCCAUCGCGACUUCCCCGACCAAGGCUAAGCGACUGGGCACUCGAGUCCCGACCGCGAUCCAAAAAAUCAUGAGCAUGACGCGGCAACGCGACCUACCACCCAAAGACAAACUCGAAGAGGAGCGACAUCUCAAGCAGCUCGAAGAGAUGAGAGCAGCCGCGAAAGAAGCAGAACGAAGACGACAAUCUCAGCUUCAAGCCGCUGCAAUGGCACGAGCGACUCGCAUCGCGGCUGCUCAUUCCGUUUGGGAGAACCAAGUGCUCCCUAACUGGCGAGCCGUGACGCACGAGUCGGCCGAAGGUCGAGAACUGAGGAAGCUGUGGUGGGACGGAACGAUGCCUGUGCGCUGGCGUGGUCGACUGUGGAGUCUGUGCAUUGGCAACGGGUUGGCCGUGAGCAGGACUUCGUUCGCUGGGAUUUUAUCCCAGGCCAGGCGCGGCUUGAACGAUGGGACCUUCUUUAAGGAGACGAUGGCUGCGCUGGAAGAAGACGUGCAGGGAACACUGCGGAACCUCAAGCUGUUCCAACGCGGAGGAGCAAUGCACGAGGACCUGAUCGAUCUGUUGCUCGGCUAUGCCGUUUACGCCAGCAAAGCGACGGGCCAAAAGCCUAGUUAUGUGAGUCGCAGACAAGUAAAGAUCAGACACACUCAAGGACCGCUCAGCUGAAGCUUCACUUCGGUCUUUUACUUUUAGCCUCCCGGUCUCGCCUGUCCGGCCGCGAUGCUGUACGUGUUGCUCAGGACCCCCCAGCCCGUUUGAAACAAUGAAACUGACCAAUCCAUCCAUGACCGUAUAGCCUCAUCAAUAUGUCUGUCGCCGAUGCCUUCAUCUCCCUCGUGAACCUCGUCAACAAGAGUUUCCUCAAGAGCUUCUAUGGUGAUAAUCCUGACGAGGUUCGUCCCCCGAAAGCUAUGCUAUCUAAUAUCUGAUCCUCCGCCCUGAACGUUCCCUGACACACCGCUUCUACUUCUCGUAGCCGGAUGCGUACUACCGCAUUUUCGACACCCUCUUGGCCGACAACAUGCCCAAAGUUUACGAGAACUUUUACAAGGAGGUCGUACGACCGUCGCUGUACCUCCACCCGUGGCUCACGUCCAUGUUCGUGCAAUUCCUGCCGCUCGACCUGAGCACGCGCUUGUUCGACGUCUUCCUGCUUGAAGGCGACGCGUUCGUCUUCCGAGUCGCCCUCGUCCUACUACAAAUCCUCGAACCUCGGUUAUUCAACCCCGUACAGUCCGAGCUCGACGAGGUGUUCCGUGGCAAGGAUCGUGGGGCCAUUGCCGUCGUCAGGAGAGAGAGGAUCGGGAGCAUCCUUUUGGGCGGUGGAGGCGAGACCGAGGAAGAAGUCCGCGAUGUGCUUGUUGAGGAGGUGUACACGGAGAUGGGGUGUACGGAGGAUCGAGUGUUUGAGCUGCUUGGCCAGCAGGACUGGAAGGAGGAGACGUGGAAUAGGCUCGUUGAGCGAGAACUUCCGGAGGCCGAUUAG
Microbotryum saponariae is the source of this 2413-nucleotide messenger RNA. The record is from the annotation of a GenBank genome assembly. NCBI's taxonomy places the organism in Eukaryota, Fungi, Basidiomycota, Microbotryomycetes, Microbotryales, Microbotryaceae.